Messenger RNA from Colius striatus (speckled mousebird), 1958 nucleotides. RefSeq names its product pleckstrin 2 (gene PLEK2). Gene Ontology annotation, cellular component: plasma membrane. The transcript has 9 exons. NCBI's taxonomy places the organism in Eukaryota, Metazoa, Chordata, Aves, Coliiformes, Coliidae. Gene Ontology annotation, biological process: intracellular signal transduction; actin cytoskeleton organization. Bases 57 to 1124 code for a protein of 355 amino acids. The record is from RefSeq and is a predicted model, not a curated record.
UACCCCGUGUGCAGAGGGCUGCUGGGACUUGGGCGCUUCCCCUCCCUGCCGCCAGCAUGCAGGAAGCCGCUGGAGUGCUGAAGGAGGGCUUCCUCGUCAAACGGGGACAUAUUGUUCAUAACUGGAAAGUGAGAUGGUUUGUUCUGCUUCAGGAUAAGCUGCUGUAUUACAAAAUUGAAGGAGGCAAGAAGGAGCCUUCUCCAAAGGGCAGGAUCCUUUUGGAUGGUUGCACUAUUACUUGUCCGUGCCUGGAAUAUGAGAACAGACCGCUACUCAUCAAACUAAAGACAAAAACCAAUACAGACUAUUUCCUCGAAUGUUGCUCCAGGGAGGAGCGAGACUCUUGGGCUUUGGACAUCACUGGAGCUAUUCAUGCUGGUCACCCAGUACAGGUACAAGAGCUUCACAGAAUGAAGAACUCUUUCAAACUGCUAGGGAAUAUCAGCCUUCACCACAUAGUGGAGAGAAUGUGUGACAGCAGUACUGGAAUUAAACUGACUCACAACUUGGAGCAAGGCAACAAAUACAAAGAGACCUUCACAGGUUCUGCUCUGGUAGAUUGGCUCAUCUCCAAUGGCUUUGCUGUGUCACGAUUCGAAGCCAUCACUUUGGCAUCCAUGCUGAUGGAGGAGAACUUCAUCAAGCCGGUGGGAGCCCGCAGCAUCGAGGCCACGCGCUACAGUGACCUCUCUGAGCAGUUCCUUGACGACUCCACUGCACUCUACAUGUGUGCUGAGAGCAGUAAGAAAAGUACCAGUUCCAAGGAAGGGCUACAAUUUAACAUCUCUGAAUUAAGCGGCACAAUUGUGAAGCAAGGAUUCUUAGUGAAACAGGGCCACAAGAGGAAAAACUGGAAGGUGAGGAGAUUUGUGUUGAGAGCUGAUCCUGCUUUUUUGCACUACUAUGACCCCACUAAGGAAGAAAACAGGCCGGUAGGUGGAUUUUCCCUUCGAGGCUGUCUUGUCUCAGCUCUGGAGGACAAUGGAGUCCCAGCAGGGGUGAAGGGCAAUGUGCAAGGCAACCUCUUCAAAAUCAUCACCAAAAAUGACAUUCAUUAUUAUAUCCAGGCCAGCUCCAAGGCAGAGCGAGCACAGUGGAUUGAGGCAAUCAAACCACUGACAUGAGUAAGGUGGACUCUGUGUCAAAUGACAAGUCAUGUUUGUGGCCAAGUUUCCUGCUCUCAUUGUCCAAGACUGUUGUUUUUCCCUUAGAUAGUCUAUUUUUGUUAUUUGUAUCACCACAGGACCCAGCAGUUUCUAGCAGACCAGCAUCCUAGGUGCUCAGGAGUCAUACAGAUCUGGAAUAAUUCCCCACCAAGAGCUCAUUAUCUAACCUAAAGACAAAAGACAACGGGUGGAUACAGGCAAACAGGACUUUACAAACAGUGAGAGAUAAUAUUCCAAGAUGGAAGAACAAGUAUUCAGUCUAUACCUGGCAGAUCCGGGUUGUGCUUUAUCCUAAAGCAGAAAUGACUUGCUCCUUUCCCUUUUAAAAAGGGCCUCAUAAACUUAAUUAGUUAAGACUGACUGAAUCGAAGUCAUGAAAGGUCCUGGUGUUUGAAGCUACCUUUCUUGGUGUCCCAAGGUGUCUUGGUGUCCCCAGUCCAACUGCCAGGAUGAUUGCUAUUGGGAAAAAACAGAGGUCUGUCUGUCCAUCUAUUUGCGCUACCAUUUGGUUCUGUUUGCCUGGAAAAGACUUCUUUCCAGUAUAGAGAUUAUCCUUGUGCUGGUAAUGGCCCAUAGCAGCACAGGAUCCAUUCUCAGACCAAUAACAAGUUAUUCCAGGCAGUCGUUGAUGCUGAAUAUAUUGGAAGAAAUCACUCAGACAUGAAAGCAAGGUUUUUCCUCCUAAUUAUCACCAUAAGUCAAAUUACAUGGAGCACCACUGCGACUGAGAACUCUAAUAGCACUGCUGACUAUUGGUUUUUCUAUUUUAAGCCAUUAUAUUUUCUAUUAUUU